Molecule: messenger RNA, 1872 nt
Organism: Staurois parvus
Lineage: Eukaryota; Metazoa; Chordata; Amphibia; Anura; Ranidae
Source: the annotation of a GenBank genome assembly
AUGAGGAAAACCUCCGAGGAUUGUCUCACUUUGUCUCCAGACUGGAAAGUAGAAGAUGAGGACAUCACGCAGUAUAGUCCAGGAGAAAACCCGGCUCCCUCCAAUGUUCAUCCAGCACCACCCAGUGUAGAUGGACCAUCGGAUUCCUCGUAUCCUGAGGAACCUCAGACUGUGCGGGACCGGGCCAGCCUUCCAACAGAGAAGAGGUUCUCCUGUGCUGAGUGCGGGAAAUGUUUUUCAAAGAAGUUCAAUCUGUACACACAUCAGAUCUUGCACACUGGGGAGAAGCCAUUUUCCUGUACUGAGUGCGGAAAAUGUUUUUCACAGAAGUCCAAUCUUUCCAGACAUCGGAGAUUGCACACAGGUGAGAAGCCGUAUUCCUGUCUUGAGUGCGGGAAAAGUUUUUUAGAAAAGUUCAGUCUUAACACGCAUCAGAGGUUUCACACUGGGGAAAAGCCGUAUUCCUGUCCGGAGUGCGGGAAAUGUUUUUCUCAAAAGUCAGUACUUGUCAGACAUCAGAGGUCUCACGCAGGAGACAAGCCGUAUUCCUGUCCUGAGUGCAGACAUCAGAGAUGUCACUCGGGGGAGAAGCCGUAUUCCUGUCCUGAGUGCGGGAAAUGUUUUUCACAGAAGUCCAACCUUUACACACAUCAGAAAGUGCACACGGGGGACAAGAGGUUCUCCUGUCCUGAGUGCGGGAAAUGUUUCAAUUUGAAAGGCAAUCUUAAUGUUCAUAGAAGAUCUCACACGGGUGAGAAGCCGUAUUCCUGUUCUGAGUGCGGGAAAUGUUUUGCACAGAAGUCCCAUCUUUCUGUACAUCAGAGAACUCACACAGGAGAGAAGAAAUAUUUCUGUUCUGAGUGCGGGAAAUGUUUUUCAAGGAAGUGCACUCUUUCAGUACAUCAGAGAUUUCAUACGGGAGAGAAGAGAUUUUCCUGUGAUGAGUGCGGGAAGUGUUUCAAUUUUAAAGGCAAUCUUAAUGUGCAUAAAAGAUCUCACACGGGGGAGAAGCCGUACGCCUGUCCUGAGUGUGGGAAAUGUUUUUCACAGAAGUCCCAUCUUUCUACACAUAAGAGAUCUCACACAGGGGAGAAGCCGUAUUCCUGUCCUAAAUGCCGAAAAAGUUUUGUGCAGCAAUCAAAUCUUAUCAUACAUCAAAGAUGUCACACAGGGGAGAAGCCAUAUUCCUGUCCUGAGUGCGGAAAAUGUUUUGCACAAAAAUCAGUUCUUGUCACGCAUCGAAGAUCUCACAUGGGAGAAAAGCCAUAUUCUUGUCCUGAGUGCGGAAAAUGUUUUUCACAGAAGUCACAUCUUGAUGGACAUCAAAGGUCUCACAUGGGUGAAAAGCCUAAUCUCUGCUCUGAGUGCGGGAAAUGUUUUGUAAAAAAAUCAGAUCUUGUAAUACAUCUGAGGUCUCACAUGGAGGAGAGUCCAUUUUCCUCUCCUGAGUCCAAACAAUCUUUUGCACAGAAAUCAGAACUUGCUACAGGUCAAAAGGCUCUUUCUGCGGAAAAGCCGUAUUCCUGUCCUGAGUGCGGGAAAUGUUUUGCACAGAAGUACUAUCUUUAUGCGCAUCAGAGAUGGCACACGGGUGAGAAGCCUUUUUCCUGUUCUGAGUGCGGGAAAUGUUUUGUACAGAAAGCAGAUCUUGCCACACAUCAGAGGAGUCACACGGGCGAGAAGCCGUAUUCCUGUCCGGAGUGCGGGAAAUGUUUUGUACAGAAGUGUUAUCUCUCCAGCCAUCAGAGAGUGCACACGGGGGAGAAGCCGUAUUCCUGUGCUGAGUGCGGGAAAUGUUUUUCACAUAAGUCCAAUCUUUAUGCACAUCAGAGAUCUCACAUGGUGGAGAAGCCGCUUUCCUGUCCUGAGUGA